Rhopalosiphum padi (bird cherry-oat aphid) is the source of this 1164-nucleotide messenger RNA. RefSeq lists its product as uncharacterized. NCBI's taxonomy places the organism in Eukaryota, Metazoa, Arthropoda, Insecta, Hemiptera, Aphididae. The record is from RefSeq and is a predicted model, not a curated record. The transcript has a single exon. The coding region runs from base 1 to 1164 and encodes 387 amino acids.
AUGAAAGAAUAUGAAGAUUUGGAAUAUAUGACUAGAGUUAAGCUAUGUUCAAACAUCAAAGAAAAUUAUUAUUUACCUCAUCACGCAGUUUGGAGAGAGGACAGCGUAACUACUAAAUUAAGAGUGGUAUUUGAUGCAUCAUGCAAGACCACAUCGGGAGUCAGUUUAAAUGAUGUCUUGCUAAAGGAUCCUUGCAUUCAAGAGGAUCUUAUAAAUUUAUUAACUCGUUUUCGUAAGCAUAGAUAUGAAAUGACUGCUGACAUCUCCAAGAUGUACCGUCGAAUAUGGGUCGCUCCAAGUCACAGAACCUAUCAACAAAUAGUUUGGAGACCGGCCCCCGAUCAAGAAUUGCAUCAAUUCCAGUUAAAUACAAUAACGUAUGGCACAGUUCCUGCAUCGUUUCUUGCAACCGCGUGUCUACAUCGUUUGGCAGACGAAGAAUCAAAUUUGUAUCCUGACGCUUGCAAUGCAAUUAAACAAGACUUUUACAUGGACGAUUACCUGGGUGGUGCCGAAUCUCUGCAAGAGGCAAUAACAUUGCGUGACAAUAUCAUAGAAGUGUUACUAAAGGGCGGAUUCGAUCUUAGAAAAUGGACAGCCAGUGAUCCCGAACUUCUUACCGGUUUAGCAAACAAAGAAAACGAUCCGACAUUAAUCUUGGACUUAUCCGAAAAUUCAGCCAAGAUUUUAGGUCUUCGAUGGGAUCCGUCAGAUGACGUUUUCAAGUAUAGAGUGAAACUUUCGGAAAGAAAAACUAUUGUUACCAAACGUCAAAUACUAUCGGAAAUCGCGACUAUAUUUGACCCGCUGGGUCUGAUUAGCCCUGUUGUUAUUAAAGCCAAAAUAAAAAUGCAACGUUUAUGGGCGAUGGGUAUCGGAUGGGAUGAAACAUUGCCAGAGGAGACAAUGUUGGAUUGGUACAAAUUUGGUGAAAACCUAUUAUUAUUAAAUAAUUUAUUUAUACCGCGAUGUAUUGUAAUCACUGGAGAAAUUAUAGAUGUCCAAAUACAUGGAUUUUCAGAUGCGUCGAUUGAAGCGUUUGGCGCUUGUUUGUAUCUUAUAACAACAAAAAAUCAAGGCAAGCGUAGCUCACGUUUAAUUUGCGCUAAAUCACGCGUAGCACCUCUAAAAUCGAUUUCGUUACCACGUCUAGAAUUAUGCUGA